Messenger RNA from Bactrocera tryoni, 1539 nucleotides. RefSeq lists its product as uncharacterized. The transcript has 4 exons. NCBI's taxonomy places the organism in Eukaryota, Metazoa, Arthropoda, Insecta, Diptera, Tephritidae. The record is from RefSeq and is a predicted model, not a curated record. The coding region runs from base 128 to 1513 and encodes 461 amino acids. Gene Ontology annotation, molecular function: protein binding.
CAGACCAAUACAGACCAGACUUCGACUCGAAAUAAAACAAAGGGACAAUUGAAUUACUACUAAUAUACCUAAUUAUAUACCUUACAUACUUACAAAUUGUGUAUUUCUUCAAGGAGUGUGUUACAAAAUGCCGAUCCGUAAAUCUGUAGUCUUCUACAAUCGUGAAAAAAUUCGUUCUCAACUCGUUGACCUCGACUAUAUUCAGGCACGGCGACUAAAGGGACCCAUCUAUUGUGCUCUAGUGAAGGAACUGUAUGAAGAAGGCUGCAAAAUAGGUGCCGGGCACCUGAAAAACUUGGCGGAAAAAGAAGAUUUCUUCUAUGAAACUAAAGUCAUACGAGAUCGUGUUUGCGAUAAUGUAGAACUCUUAAUGGCGCUGUUUGAGAAUAUACGCGUCGCCGAGAAUGUGCAUAUACUUGGCCACGCACAGAGCUACAAAACGACCGCCAUGUGCCUUCAUCAGAUAAUUCAAUUGCUGGAACCUCACAAACUUAAAUUCGAUUGGCUGCUCGAGGAUAUAUAUAGUGUAAUAAUACCAAUCUGUGAAUAUAUUGAAAGCAUUGCUAAUCACAAUGCUGAGGAAACGAUUGCUCGCAUCUAUUUUAAAACCGCAAAAUUUCAUAGUUCAAGUGAAAACUCCUUACCAAAUGCAAUCAAGUUUAUGGAAAAAGCGAUGGUAUUGAGCCGAAAUGAAGAAUGGCUUUCAGACUAUAUAACCGAACGUGAAUGGGGUGUUUAUCCGACGUUGCACUUGGUGGCGGGACGUGAAUUCGCUGAAUUAUUGUUGCGCUAUGGAAGCGUUGUGGCAAAGAAAGAUGCCAAGGCUGCGGAGGAGUUGCUGCACAAAGCUACAAUAACCAUCGCUGAAAUUGGUGUAGAGAAGAAUAAAAUUCAAUACAUACGUGCGCUGCUGUCACGGACUCAAUACAUGUUGCAAUCGGAAGAUUUUGAUGCUGCUUCAAAAAUGCUGCUAAAAGUGCGGAAAGAUAUGACCUCGGGGAACGAGGUGACCGAUCUGAAACAGUUAUUUGAUCUAUUUCUAUAUGAGGGGAUAUGCUUAUGGAACUCCAAGGAUAAAAACGGUGCUAUUUUGAAACUGCAAAGAGCUUUAAAAUAUGGACUAGAGAGUGGUUCCAAAAGCAGAGAAGCCGAAGCGCUUGUGGCUAUAGGCAAGAUUCAUGCGGAAAACGCCUUAGAAAAAGGACCCGCUCGUCAGGCUUUCACACGUGCAAAGCAAAUUUAUGGGGAACUCGGUGACGUCUUGAACCGUAAGAAGGCCCGCUAUAUGUUGGCCAAGUUGAAAGCCGAUGAGAUAUUCCCAUUUUUCAUGGAUUUGCUUAAGGAUAGUAAGGAGCGAUUUUGUGGAUUCUAUAACUUGAGACAAUGGAAAAAUUGCUGCAAAGCGUUUUGGAAAACAAUGGGUGUUGAAUCAUUGGAAACUGAUGAAAUUUAUUGCCUGUUAGAGGACGAUAUUAAAGAUACAUUCGCUUGGAAAGGUGAUAUUUUCACUUGAAUACCAACAACACUUUCCACAUCACU